AUGUUGCAGGCAGCCAUGGUUUUAUUUUCAGUCCGGAAAUCAAAAAUCAAGAGAUCAGAGAACCUAGGCUAGCUAAAUUAGGAGUUUUACCGGAGCGGGAAUCGAGGCGAGACUGUGGGAGAUGUGCUGUGCACCGAUGUGCGGGGCUGCGGCCUGCCAACCUUCGAUGUGCUGCCGACCCGCCUGUCGCCUGCCGCUGGAGCCACUGCGUCCGGCGGCGGUCCACCGCUGCUGUCCGGCCGGGAAGUGCGUGCUGUGCAGCCAGAGCAACGGGGAGCAGGGAUGCCGGCACUCCUGCACGCGCAACAGGCACAUCCUGGAGGCGCUCAGCUGCCUGUUCCGGGUCAGCCAGUUCCAGGUGCUGACCACGCUCUUCCAACUGGCCUACCACGAGAGCAAGCCCCUGCCGCGCUUCCCGCGCGACCGCGUCUGGUCGGUGAUGGAGAACGUGAAGGCGCCGUACACGGAGCUGCACGACCUGAGGAUCUACGACAGCCUCUACGACCGCUGCGGCCAGCCCAUCGAUCCGCUGGACCGCACCAAUGCCUACAAGCUGCUGCGCCUGAUCUUCCUGGGGCCGGUGCUAGUUCCGGAGCAGCGAGCCCGGCUCCUAACCAUGCUGCACCGACUGAACGCCCGGGCCGCCUGCCCCGUGGACCUCGACGCACUGCUGACGGCUUUGGAGAAGGUGCAGCUGGAGGAGCUGGUGUGCGGCAUCCUGGAGCAGGACGGACGGGUCAAGCGGUUCCACAGCGCCCGGCAGUGCCUGGAGCUGUGCAACCUCUACCACAAGGUGGCCGCCACGGACAAGAAUGCGGUGAUCCACCAGCGCCGCCGGCUCAGGGCACAGGACAAGGGCAAGAACGCGGAUGCACAGAAGAAGCCGCUGCGGAAGACCGUCACCAUGCAGAUGUACUGCACCCGCCGCGUGCCGGAGACCGAGGAUCCGGGCAACCGGGUGGAGAGCAGCACACCCGUCCUCCGCAGCACGGCCAGCUCACUGCGGCGCCCCUCCAAUACUCCAAAGAGCGCGAUGGCGGGCCCUCGGACCAGCGACACUGCCUCGGCCAAGGGAUCCCGCCGAUCCUCGCGCAACUCCACGGGCUCUCCGAAGAGGAACAAGACGGAGCUGCCCAAUGUGGGAGUGCGGAUGCAGGGCGGCGUCCGCCGGAGGAACAAGUCAAGUCCGUACACCAAGUAGUUCCUCGAUUUUUGGGUCUCCCUAUUAGUCCGUCUUUCAUCUCGGUCCAUCAAAAUUUAACAAAUUCUUUGUCUUAUUUUGGCACCUUUCUGGUAAUGAUUACC
Molecule: messenger RNA, 1305 nt
Organism: Drosophila rhopaloa
Lineage: Eukaryota; Metazoa; Arthropoda; Insecta; Diptera; Drosophilidae
Exons: 1
Coding region: 122-1201 (359 amino acids)
Source: RefSeq, a predicted model, not a curated record